GGCUCUCCCUGUGGGGGACCCUCUGGCGUCUCCUCUUCCCUUUGGNGCACCUAAUACCAUGGACGAUUACCCUAUGUACGGCUUGCUUGUGGGGCUCUCCCUGUGGGGGACCCUCUGGCGUCUCCUCUUCCCUUUGGGAUUUUGGAACACCUUCACGUGCAGAGUAGACACGAGGGGUGGUACAACUACUAAGCCUUACACAGCAGAAGAGGAGGCGAAAGCCGCCGCCCGCCUGAAAGAGAGAAGAGAGAAGGAGGCCAAGAAGAAGUCCCUAAUGGAGGAACGGGCGGCGAAGUUGAAAAAGAUUGACGAGGAGAUGGCUAGAGAAAAAGAGAGGCUAAAGAGAGAAGAAGAAGAGAAGCUCAAGGCAGUAGAAGAGGAGGAAGAGGUAGAAGAAACGCCACUGGAGAGGAGAAGAAGGGGACAAGGAGGAGAAUCCAGUGGUACCAAGGAGGACCAGAUGGAGAAGAAGAUUACAGAGUGGGUUGCUGGUCUAUCCCUGGGAGAAGAAGAGGAGGCACUAAUGUAUGUGCCCAGGGAAGAACAAGAGGCGGCCAUAAGAGAAUGGGAUGCAAAAGAAGACCCACUCAAGCGGCAGGCGGUGGAGGAUGAGAAGAGGAUGGAGUGGAAAUUCCGAUCGAUGAGGGAAAGAAAAAGGAGAAUGGAGGCGGCAAGUGAGGCAGCGAAAGCGUUGGAGGAGGUAAAGAAGCAGAGAGACCAGAUGGCAACGCAGGUGGAUUUAUUGGGAAAGAUGAAGAUAAUGGCGAAGAACAUAGAGCGCCUGGCACAAGUCCAGGAAGAGAAAUAUCUGUUUGGUAGAGGUCAGGAUAUCGCCGUGCGCUCUAUACGGCUGGGACUUAGGGACUUCGCAAGGGAGUUGGCAACACAGGUGGGCUCAGAGGUGAGGGUCCGCCUAGAGGGCACGGAACGUUACUGUACGGGCGCCAUAGAAGGCGCCAGAUUGACUGCCCCCAAGGAGGAGGAAGUACGUCCCCGUAGGGAGCCGGUCAAGGUCAAGUUCCCUGACUCCUAUAGUGGGAAGAAGGAGGAAAACUUUGACAAUUGGGAAGCCAAUGUCAAGACGUACGUGCACCUACAGAAAGUUGCCCCGGACGAGCAUGUCCUAAUAGCUAUCCAUGCCCUUCGACACGAAGCAGCAAGCUUCACCCGUUCCUUGUGUCGUGCCGCCAACUGCAAUGAUGAUUUGGUUGCAUAUUCCGCGUUUACUCCCCUCAGUGACUUCCUUAAGUUACUGAGAGAACGGUUUGCAGACGUGACCCAUAGUGUCAAGGCUUCAGAUAAGCUGCAAACCAUCCAUUCUCGACAGUGGAGGAGUGCCAGGGCACUCAAGGGUGUGAUGGAUGAGUUGGUCGUCGUUCCUGACCAUGGGGCCACUGAGACCCAAUUGGUCAACCUCUUCUACCGUGCUAUGCCAGAGCACUUACGCGGGCAUUUCUUUGAAAAUAGUCAGCAACCUACCAUGACCUACGACGCUUUGAGCAGGGAAGUGGUAGCGUUCGAAGCGAGGCCCAUGUCAAUUUCCACUUUUUGGCAUAAGGACCUGGACAAGGGUAAAAAGUGGAAGGGUCGCACCAUAUCGGGUGAGGUCAAAACCAAGGAUCGUUUGAUCCUUACGUUAGAUGAGGGUGGUGUCGACGAGGUCCCCUACGAGCAGAUUGAGUGGGGACUAGAGGAGGAGGACAGUGGCGUUAGCCAGGGGAGGACUUACAAUGCUGUCACGGCCGGAGGGAGGCCGCAAGGAGGAGGUAGAGGCCAGGGCCAAGGGGGCCGGGCCUCAGGGGGCCGUUGUGAGGAAACCCGGGGGGGGCUACCUACCGUUCGCUGAAGCCAUGGGCUACGGCGCCU
Molecule: messenger RNA, 1866 nt
Organism: Chara braunii
Lineage: Eukaryota; Viridiplantae; Streptophyta; Charophyceae; Charales; Characeae
Source: the annotation of a GenBank genome assembly